AUGGUAGAUCAAGAUAGCGCUGUGGAUAUAAUGUAUCCAGACUUGUAUAAAGGGCUAGGUCUGAAGUCAGAGGACUUAGCAACCUACAGCUCCCAUCUAGUGAGUUUUGAGGGAAGGAUGGUCGCUCCGAAAGGACUGAUCAGGCUACCUGUGCAAGCCGGAAUGGAUGUGGUGGAGGUGGACUUCAUUGUCGUAGACGUUUUUUCUCCAUACACGGCUAUUAUGGGCAGACCUUGGCUUCAUACCCUAGGAGCGGUCUCAUCUACUCUGCAUCAGAAAGUGAAGUACCCAUCCGGAGGCCAAGUAUUGGAGAUAGUAGGAAGCCAAGUGGCUGUUCGGCAAUGCCUAGUAGUGGCCAUACAGCAUCGGCCAGAGGCAGAGACCUCAGCUACGGCCGAUAAUGAAUUAUAG
Quercus robur (English oak) is the source of this 411-nucleotide messenger RNA. RefSeq lists its product as uncharacterized. The record is from RefSeq and is a predicted model, not a curated record. The coding region runs from base 1 to 411 and encodes 136 amino acids. The transcript has a single exon. Lineage: Eukaryota; Viridiplantae; Streptophyta; Magnoliopsida; Fagales; Fagaceae.